ACUUAACUAGAUUCUUUUGUUUUUCAGUGCCUGACAUGGAAGCGUAUCUACUUGCCCUUUGAUUCCAUUUCUGCUACCUGCUACCCCUUUUCAGUUCUCUGAACUCGUGUCUGACGUGUUCUCUCUCUAUUUAAAUCUCUCUUUGCCUCUUAUCUUAUGUCUGUACUUAGAGUAUAUUCUUGAAUACUGUUAGCAACGGUAAAAGGAGCCUCUGUUGCAAUAGUUCUUGGUAACUACCUGUCAUGUCUAGCAGUCGUCCCCGGUUCUGCCCUUCUUCUAUGUCAGCAACCUUCACAGACCCUGCAUCAAAAUUAGUCACAGGAGAAUUCAAGACAACCAGUCUGAACUUUCAUGGAGCCAAGGAAAGGAUCAAGAAGAUGUUUGAUAAGAUUGAAUUGUCAGUGUCCUCAUAUGACACUGCUUGGGUGGCAAUGGUCCCAUCUCCAUAUUGUCCGGAAACUCCUCGUUUUCCAGAGUGCACAAAAUGGAUUUUGGAUAAUCAACUUGGUGAUGGCUCCUGGAGUCUUCCUCAUCGCCAUCCAUUGCUAGUUAAGGAUGCUCUUUCAUCUACAUUAGCGUGCAUCCUUGCAUUGAAGCGAUGGGGUAUCGGUGAAGAACAGAUAAAUAAAGGCCUUCGAUUUAUUGAGUUGAAUUCCGCUUCAGUUACGGAUAACGAGCAACAUAAACCAAUUGGAUUUGAUAUAAUAUUUCCUGGCAUGAUUGAAUAUGCCAAAGAUUUGGAUUUGAACCUCCCUUUUAAGCCGACAGAUAUAAAUUUCAUGCUCCACAGGAGGGCGUUGGAGCUUACAAGUGGCGGUGGCAAGAACUUGGAGGGCAGAAGAGCGUACUUGGCAUAUGUUUCGGAAGGAAUUGGAAAAUUACAGGAUUGGGAAAUGGCCAUGAAAUAUCAAAGAAAGAAUGGAUCACUGUUCAAUUCACCAUCCACAACAGCAGCUGCUUUUAUUCAUAUUCAAGAUGCUGAGUGUCUCCGUUAUAUUCGUUCACUCUUACAGAAGUUUGGGAAUGCAGUUCCAACCAUUUAUCCAUUGGAUAUAUAUGCUCGUCUUUCUAUGGUUGAUGCUCUUGAAAGGUUGGGAAUCGAUCGGCAUUUUAUGAAGGAAAUAAAAAUUGUAUUGGACGAAACAUACCGAUUUUGGUUGCGGGGGGAGGAAGAGAUAUUUUUUGAUAAUGCCACUUGUGCUUUGGCAUUUAGGAUAUUACGUGUGAACGGAUAUGAUGUCUCCCUAGAUACAUUAAACCAAUUUUCAGAAGAUCAUUUCUCUAAUUCACUGGGAGGAUAUUUGAAGGAUUCGGGAGCUGCCUUAGAGUUGUACAGAGCUCUGCAGCUAAGUUAUCCAGAUGAAUCACUUCUGGAAAAUCAAAAUUCUUGGACAAGCGAUUUCCUGAAACAGGGAUUAUCCAACCCUUCACUUUGUGGAGAUCGGCUUCGUAAAAAAUAUUCACUUCAGGUGCAUGAUGCUCUCAAUUUUCCUGACCAUGCAGAUUUGCAACGCAUAGCUAUCAGAAGAAGAAUUAAACAUUACGCUACAGAUGAUACGAGGAUUUUGAAAACUUCGUAUCGUUGUUCGACUAUUGGUAACCAGGAUUUUCUCAAAUUGGCUGUAGAAGACUUCAAUAUCUGCCAAUCAAUACAGCGUGAAGAACUCAAACAUAUCGGGAGGUGGGUUGUAGAGAGGAGACUGGACAAGCUAAAGUUUGCUAGGCAGAAGGAGGCCUACUGUUACUUCUCUGCUGCAGCAACUCUCUUCGCUCCAGAACUAUCUGAUGCACGCAUGUCAUGGGCAAAAAAUAGUGUGCUUUCUACUGUUGUUGAUGACUUCUUUGAUGUUGGUGGUUCUGAGGAAGAACUAGUAAACCUUAUUCAAUUGAUUGAGAGAUGGGAUGUCAAUGGCAGUGCUGAUUUUUGUUCUGAGGAAGUUGAGAUCAUAUAUUCGGCAAUUCACAGCACUAUAAGUGAGACAGGAGACAAAUCUUUCGGAUGGCAAGGACGCGAUGUGAAAAGCCAUGUUAUCAAGAUUUGGUUGGAUUUGCUCAAAUCCAUGUUGACAGAAGCACAAUGGUCAAGUAACAAAUCAGUGCCAACCCUUGAUGAAUACAUGACAACUGCAUAUGUAUCGUUUGCUUUAGGGCCUAUUGUCCUUCCAGCUCUGUAUUUUGUGUGGCCUAAGCUUUCAGAUGAGGUUGCUGGACAUCCUGAAUUGCUUAAUCUAUUUAAGGUUAUGAGCACUUGCGGGCGUCUGCUCAAUGACUGGAGAAGCUUUAAGAGAGAAACUGAAGAAGGGAAAUUGAAUGCUGUCUCAUUGUACAUGAUUCACAGCGGUGGCGCUUUAACUGAAGAAGAGGCCAUUGAACAUUUUAAAGGAUUGAUCGACAGCCAGAGAAGACACUUGCUUCAAUUAGUUUUGCAGGAAAAGGAUAGUAUAAUUCCUCGACCCUGCAAGGAUUUGUUUUGGAACUUGAUAAAGAUAUUGCACACGUUCUACAUGAAGGAUGAUGGAUUCACUUCAAACGAGAUGAUAAGUGUUGCCAAGGCAAUACUAAAUGAACCCAUCUCUCUAGAUGAAUUAUAAGCAAAUGCUAUGAAACAUGUGAAUCCUGCCUACUUUUCUGAAUUUCUCAAACCAGCAGCGAGGUAUCUGUCAUUGUUGUUUAUGAA
Molecule: messenger RNA, 2677 nt
Organism: Populus euphratica (Euphrates poplar)
Lineage: Eukaryota; Viridiplantae; Streptophyta; Magnoliopsida; Malpighiales; Salicaceae
Gene: GA2
Product: Terpenoid cyclases/Protein prenyltransferases superfamily protein
Exons: 14
Coding region: 243-2591 (782 amino acids)
Biological process (GO): gibberellin biosynthetic process
Cellular component (GO): chloroplast
Molecular function (GO): magnesium ion binding; terpene synthase activity
Source: RefSeq, a predicted model, not a curated record